Messenger RNA from Staurois parvus, 385 nucleotides. Lineage: Eukaryota; Metazoa; Chordata; Amphibia; Anura; Ranidae. The record is from the annotation of a GenBank genome assembly.
UUUCACUGCGCAUCCGCGGCUCAGGGAGUGCGCAGCGAUCGCUGGGGACAUGUACACUGAUCAGGCACUGAUGAUCAGUGUAACCCCAGAAGUGCCACCUGUCAGUGCUCAUCAGUGCCACGUGCCAGUGCCCAUCAGUGCCACAUCAAUUCCACAUAUCAGUGCAUACCAGUGCACAUCAAUGCCACAUAUCAGUGCCCAUCUGAGUUGCCUUUCAAUGUCACCCAUCAGUGCCAGUCAGUGCCACCUAUCAAUGCCAAUCAGUGCCACCUAUCAGUGCUGCCAAUCAGUGCCACAUAUCAGUGCCAGUCAGUGUCGCCUAUCAGUGCGUAUCAGUGCCAGUCAGUGCCGCCUAUCAGUGCCAGUCAGUGCCGCCUAUCAAUGC